GUGCACACGACUCUCCAUUUGCACAGUGGUUAUUUACCUGUGGUAGUAUAACACAGCAUAUAUAUAGGGGAGCCUUGUACUGUGCUACAUGUUCCUAUCUCUGAUGGUAUCUUUCUACCUUAUGAAAGGAGUCACUGAUGCUCAUAGCUAUCCUCGCUCCUGGCCACAAAGUAAAUGGGUCACUUCCCGGGCCAUGGAUAGCGUGUGACGUGUCCAGGUUGGUUUCACAGGCAGAUGAAUAGUUAAGCAGUGAAUGGGUCGUAAAUAUUCAUGAGGAGACCAGAGAAUAUGUGUGUCAGUGUGUGUGUGACGGCCAUACGGAAUAAUACAUACCACUUGUGACCAGUUGGUAGAGGAAGACUGGAAGAGAGUACGUCGUCUUUUGGACGGAACAUCUGUUAGAGGUGGAAAGUGGAAAAUACACAUGGCGGCCAUGGUUUGACGUCAGUUAGAUAGUGCCAGCAGCCACAACGUAGGAACACCGCAGAUAGGAGUUUAAAAAAAGGCACAGCAGUUGAUUUGUGUGGAAGGCAUAGAUCGCUCAUAUGUUAUGUGCAGUUCUGUAUAUUGGAUGCCACCCGUAUACAACAACCUGAGAGAGCUAUACUAUACUGUAUUGUUGAUCAUUUUGAUUUAAUAUCUCAAGUGCCUUAUAACCUAUAAGUAGUUGUAUGUAGGUGGCAUUUUGUAUAGAGGUUGAUUGGGGAUACAUAUUUUUGAAUCUACUGGAAUACACCAUCCAUCAAGGAAUCUACCAGUACCAAUUUACCAGGAUUCUAUACAGAAGGAGAAUUGAAUAUUAGAGAGAAUCUUUCAUUUCAUGAUAAUAUUAUAGGAGAGAGAUCCAGUAUGAUACAGUUAAAUGGAUAUCAUCACAACCCCUAUAUGGUAUACCAGGGGGCCUCAGGGAAUCCUAAGGGUGGGGCACCAGGGCCCUCCCCCAGGGUUGGAGGGGAACCCCCAGGGAGGGGGCUAGGACCCUCACCCAGAGGGACUGGGCCACCCCCCGCCAGGGGUCUCCCGGGGCCCUCACCGAGAAUGAACGGGGCCCCUCCUAGAUUUGGAGGGCCGAGAUUCUUGUCCAGUCAACAAAUGUAUACUUUACAGCAACCGCCACAGAAAAAACAACAGGUGCCUAAAAAGAUCAAGAUUGAUCCUGAGGAGGUAUUCACAAAACUGGAAAAAAUUGGAAAGGGAUCAUUCGGAGAAGUGUUCAAAGGCAUUGACAAAAGAACCAAUGAAAUUGUUGCAAUAAAAAUCAUAGACUUAGAAGAAGCAGAGGACGAAAUAGAGGAUAUACAACAAGAAAUCAUGGUGCUCUCUCAGUGUGAUAGUCCACAUGUGACAAAAUAUUUCGGGUCAUAUCUCAAGGAAACAAAAUUAUGGAUUAUCAUGGAAUUCCUGGGAGGGGGCUCAGCGCUAGACCUAAUGAAAGUGGGGCCCUUUGACGAAAUGUACAUAGCCAUUAUACUACGGGAGAUACUGAAGGGUUUAGAAUAUUUACACUCGGAAAGAAAAUUGCACAGGGACAUAAAAGCUGCCAAUGUGCUGCUCUCAGAGACUGGAGAGGUGAAGCUAGCAGAUUUCGGGGUUGCGGGUCAACUCACAGACACAAUCAAUAAAAGAAACACAUUUGUAGGGACGCCAUUUUGGAUGGCACCUGAAGUCAUUAAACAGUCAGCAUAUGAUUCAAAGGCUGAUAUCUGGAGUUUAGGAAUUACAGCAAUUGAACUGGCCAAGGGAGAGCCCCCAUAUGCUGAUCAAAACCCAAUGAAAGUCCUGUUUCUCAUCCCAAAAAAUAACCCUCCACAAUUGACCGGGCCUUUUAGUCGCAAUUUUAAAGACUUCGUAGAGAUGUGUCUAAAUAAGGACCCAUCCAAUAGACCAGUAGCAAAAGAUUUGUUAAAGCAUCCAUUUAUUAAAAAAGCCAGGAAAACAUCAUACCUCAUUGACUUAAUAGAUGCGUACAAGUCGUGGAAAGCUGCUGGAGGAGGGGACGAUGACAGUAGUAGCGAUGAGGAGUCAAUGUCUGACGGUGAAGAAGGCAACGGUGGCGACACCAGCUGGGACUACCCCACCAUCAAGGUUCCCUCCAACAUGGUGUUACACCUUGAUCAAGAUGAGAACCCUCCUUCACAGGCAAACCCCAAAGUACAAAAUGGUGAUUCUGCGUACCUACGAGGCAAAACAGUAGAAAGUAAUAACGAUAAAGAGUCUGAUGUACGGCGCCAUUCCAAGGGUCGCGCGCCACCCGCACCGCCAGUGCAGUCUAAGACGAAUGUAGAAAAUGCAACACCUAAAUCAUAUAGCCUAGAGAAGAACCACAUCACCAAGUCACACAAUUCGGAUCAAAGGAAUAUAGAACAAAAACCGAAAUCGAGCAUCCCAGAAAUUUAUCCCAAGCAACCACAGCCACAUAUACCUACAUCCCACAGCCAAGAGAGGGGAGUGCUAGGACAGCACUUACUGAAAUCGCGAAACAGUGAGAGAGAGAUUGAGAAAGAACCACCCAAAUCAGAAGUCCCAGAAAUGAGCCCAGUACAGCAAUAUCUUCUGAAAUCGCGUGGCUUUGAAAAAGAACAAGAUAAACAAGGGCUGCCCAAGCCGCGCAGCCCUGAGCUCAGUCCCUUACAGCAAUAUUUGCUGAACUCUCGCAACACGGAAAGGGAGGCUGACAAACCAGACCCUCUGAAGACUGAUGGCCGAGACAUUGGACCAGUGCAGCAAUAUCUGCUUAGGUCAAAAAGCCAGGAAAAAGAACUUGAUAAGCAGCCACCCCCUAAAUCUCGCAGCCCAGAGGGUUUACGAAUGGGGAAUUUUUUGCUAAAAUCGCGAGACUCUGAUCUGGGACCCGUAGGGCCACACAUUCUCAAGUCCCGCAGUCUAGAGAGAGAAGGCGAUACGAACCACAAGGCUAAAUUGACGACUUCAGAUUCUGAGCACCAGGGGGCACCCAAGUCACGCAGCCUGGACAGACUGCCAGAGGGCCAACAUGUGACUCUUCUUAAAGUGCAUGAUAAAGAGGGCCCAGUCAUGAACAAAUCCAUGGCAAUUUUGAGAAGACUACACUCGGAGAUUGACAACAGGUUAUCAAGUGACAAAGAAGGGCAUAGAUCCAAUAAAAAAGAUCUCAAACAAAGUGGUGGUAAAAGUAGAGUGGACAGCACACAAUCCUCGGAAGACGUCCGUCAGCCAAAAGUCAAUCCACAGCUCAAAAGGCGAGAUACCCCACAGCCAGUUCCACAGAAAAACAGAGAUAGCAAACAGUUAACGCCUGGUGUUAACGUACAUCGUUCACCAUCUUCACCGCCAAUACAAAAUGAGCGCGAUGGCCCUGCACGUCGAGGCCAUCAUGGUCGUAGUGAAUCACAACCUGUCUACCCAAAUCACGGCCGACUUAGCUACCUACAAAACAAUAACAACAAAUGGAGUGAAGAAAACGUUGUUGAUCCUGCAGAGGAUGAGGUAUCCGAGAGUACUGAGCUUUACCCUGUGCGGCGUGCUGCAUCGCAGGGCAGUGCCCUAGAGUCGGUAAAACCAGUGGUACGCCGCGCUGGCUCAGUUAAUAGUGCAUUGGAAGCAUCUGGUCGACCUGCUUCGCGCGUUCCAUCCCAAACCUCCCCAACCAAUGAGAGAAUAGAGCUGCCGCCAGCGGCUCAAAGGCCGACGUCCUCUCUGACUACAGUCAUAUACCCACUGAUGCAAGAUCUUCGAGAGAGACAUAGGAAUUCAGGACAUCCACAGCAUGGGGAAGCAAUUGAUGAGUUACGGAAAGCAUUUGAUCAUGUAGAGCGCUCUUCGCCUGGUAUAACAGACAUAUUAGUAUCAGAAGUAGUACAGCGGUUAGGAGGUGCUUCACUUAGUGAUGGGCAAAUUACACAAGCUAUUCAGCGAGUAAAAGGGAGGGCAACGUAGGAUAGAAUUUAAUACCAAUGUGACUCUGAUCAGGCUGUCCUGUCCUAGGUGGCAGCAGCAGUCUUCCUGUAUUUGCCGUCCCAGAGAGGGUAGUCAAGUGCAGACAGUUUCCGUGGAGACGGCACCCUCUGACUGUUAUAAUUGAGAAGAGGAUCAGUUGACAGGAAGACAAAGUUUUAGUAUAAACAGCAGGAUGCAAAACACUUGAGAUAUGAAAAGUUCAUUGAGUGCAGUUUUUGUCAGAAAUUAAAAGCAUUUAGAGCAGGCAUGGAUGUGAGGGUAUUAAGCAACAUCACGUGGCACAAAGUGACCAGGAAGGGCCAUUAAUAUUACUGCAGUAUAAGUAAGCCAUUGAUUAUAACAGGACUCAUCUUGUUAGUGCGGUUGUCACUGAAAAAAGGAUUUCUGGAAAGAUGAUAUUUCAAUGGGGAGCCUUCCAAGUGUGUUGGAUCACAGAAUAGGUCACAUAACCUUCAUCUACCAAGCUGUCAGUGCCAAUAAAAUGCUGCAGGGAAUAAAUGAAUAAAAGCAGUAUAGUCAAGCUGAGGGCAUUGCAUUCAGUAACCUUUUCCACUGUAGGUGGCACCACAAAGUGUACACUAUAGAUGGAGCCACUAUGACUAGUGAUUAUGAUUAGUUGGUCCCCAAUCCAUGACAGGCUAGUUUAUUUUUCCACAAUAUUAAGACCUAAUUUGCACAAAGCUGGACCAUUUGUCCAGACCUUAAAUUAACACCAUUUACAAAAAUUCAAAUUCAUUAGCAUCCGAGGCAAUGGCUCUGCUAAGUGAAAGGGAACACAUCUGGUGCACUUAGAAUUUUAUAGAAAGGAAUUUCAGUAAAUGGGCCAUUGGGUGCACAUUGGACCUGUGUUCAUCUUGAUGCUGAUUGACCAUUAUUGAACUUUGUAUCUUAUAUUUCUGCCCACCUGUACUAGUAAAUACUCCUCUCUCCAUCUCCUGUCGAGGGGCAUCCGUCUAGCUGUCAAUGGGUUCCAAUUAGUGGAACUAAAAUGACUAAUAUAUUGAUUGUUUAGAGGACUCCAGUAUUGUCAGGCAUUUACUUUCCUUCUGCUAGAAUUUUCUCAGAAUAUUUUUUUAAUCAGUUAAUUAAUAUUUAGUUAAUUGCUAAUUUUGACGUUUGGAAAUCCCAAGUAAUGUGACCACAAGAAAUGUUCUCAUUAGAUGAGCAUGGAAGUAUAUUAGUUACCAAUGAAACAUGGGACUGUCUUGACUCUAGGCCCUCUGGUGGUUUGUAGUUUAGUUAAUGUUGGACCAGGGUGCACACGUGUUCCUCCAUGUUAAGGACGGAAUUCAGUUAUGUCUUAGAAAGAAUAAAUGUUGCUGUAAAUAUGGAACUGCUGCCAAUGUAAAAAUAAAACUUAAGCUUGUGUAUAGAUAAUAUAUAAUUUAAAGAUAAGACUUUAAUGAGAAAGUAUCUUAAGAGGGACACAGUGUGUGAGUGGUGCAGCUAUACAAAAUGUCACCUUUUUGAAGAAAAAUGGCUCCAGUUAUUUAUAGAAAAUGUACCUCCAGAUUUCGUUAUUAGGGCAUAUUGGGUAUUUUGAUUAUUCUUAUCAUUAUCGGGUAUGUUUUUAUUUUGUGAAUAAGAAGGUUUUGUUUUAAGAUUUCAUGUAAGUAAAUUUUAAAUAUUGAAAUCUGGCAUUUGUUAACAGUAAGUAACGAAGUGGGCAGGUCAACUUAUAUAUGUAUUAAAAAAUGGAUGAGCUGAGUUGGUAAAGUACAGGGGAAAAAUGUAGUAAAUAACUGCACACUUUUGGACUAAACACCCAGAAACAGACCAUGUUUUUCAUUUCUUUUUUCUUAUCUUGAUGACAGUCUGAGGUGACAUGAGAUCUCAUGAGAAAACUAGAUAUUUGAAAGUUGUUUUUCUUCCAUGGUUGUGCAUAUGGUUAUAUAAGUCAUAGAAGGACAAAUGCCUGGUAAUGAAUUGGCGGAAUUUAAGGGUGGCAUAUUUUCUGAUACUUUUUGAGAUGGGUCAUGAUGAAGGGGUUGUUUGGUCCUCUUCGUAGGCCUAGAUUUCUUGAUUUUUUAGGGUUAAAGCAAAAAAAAAAGUGUGAUGGGUUCUCCUUCUUUUUAUCCCAGUUUAAAUUUUUCAACUCAGAUGUGUGUCGAUUGUUAAAUUAUUUCAAAUGAAACUAUAUUGUGUAACAUACGAUGGAGAGAGAAAGUCGGAGAGAAAGUCAUGCUCGUCAUUUCUUCUCAUUUUCAAAUUGGGCAUUUUGUGGACCCCUUUUGUGUGGUUUGAUAAAGAGGCAAACAGGAUUUUUUCUUGCAUAUUCUAAAAACUCCCUUCUCAUUUUAACCCCCCCUCCCCUCAAUUAUUGAUUUGUAGGCUGAUCGAAGCUUUGUUUAAAACAAAAUAAAAACGUUAGAUUAAUGGAAUUAUUGCCGUAAUAGAGCCAAAUAAUACAUGUAAACAGCUCGAGUUCUCAUUUUAUUUAUGUUUUAAAUUGGAGGCUGUUGAAUAGAGUGUUUAUUCUACUUUUUAUUAAUUAAACCAGAAAAUAUUUGAAUGGUGUUCUGGCCUAACCUCACGUGUCCUACUGGACGAUGGUCAAGUGGACGUGGUGAUUGGGAAGAACUUUGUAAUAUAUAUAAAUAUAUAUAAAGAGAAAUAUAAAUAACAUUAAUAAUAACUAUGUACAACUUGUUGAUUGAAAGGAUUCCCUUUCAGAAUAAAUGAACUAACGACAUUUUAA
This is a messenger RNA of Lingula anatina, 6634 nucleotides long. RefSeq lists its product as uncharacterized. NCBI's taxonomy places the organism in Eukaryota, Metazoa, Brachiopoda, Lingulata, Lingulida, Lingulidae. Gene Ontology annotation, biological process: protein phosphorylation. The record is from RefSeq and is a predicted model, not a curated record. Gene Ontology annotation, cellular component: cytoplasm. Gene Ontology annotation, molecular function: ATP binding; protein serine/threonine kinase activity.